AUGGGGGAGGGGCGUUGUGAGUUUUUUCCGCAUUUAGAAACGGAUUUGCCGUCGAGGAACGAGGCGUGCCAGAAUGCAGUGGGUGUUCUCGAGCAAAUUCUUUCCAUCUCGGAUCUUCACAUGACGGCGCGGGCCACGCUGCACGAGACCCAGUGCUCUUCCGUGCCCACACUCUCUUCAAUGACGGAAACUAUUGCGCAUAAUAGUCAGCUGGUAUGUGAGCACACCGCUGCACUGCUAAAAAAGUUAGUACCUGAACCCCGUGAGGUCAGUGAAGGCGAGGUGACCGGUGGAAGCCAGAUUUCCUCGCCAAAAAUAGCGGAUUUUCCAUCUUUUGUCCAAAAGUCUCGUCUUCUGCACGAACGAGUGCGGCGUGUGGCUGUCACCCUCGGUGGCCUCAAGCAUUCUCGUCUGCUGGGUGAAGAAUCUGCUGGACGGCGCAUCAUCACAGAGCGCGCCUCCUUGGCGAUCAAGCAGCUGCUGGACGUGCUUCUGGCGGUGGAGGCAACAGUUGAUGAAACGCCUUUGUCGUCCAGGGCUGGACAGGGCACCGCUCGUUCACGGUACUUCGUGCUUGACUCCCAACGGUCUUCUGAGCCUUUAGAGGCACCAUCAACGGAGUCCUCCCAUGCAGCAGGUGGCAUGCUCUCCUCUGGUGAAAUAAAUAGAGACAAUCCACCAAAGUCAAUUUCUUUUGAAAACGGAUCACAGGGGAAAAAAAUUAAUAGAAAUUCUCCAAGAUAUUUAACGACAACUCGCUUGCGCCCCACGGCAGAAAAGAAGGAGGAACGCGAGGUAAGUAAAACACGCACCAGUUGUUGUGAAGGGAAGCAUUUGCCAUUUCUUCAAGAAGAGAGGAAGGAAUCAAGCAGCAAUUCUUUCUAUUCUUGUUUUUCCGCUAGUGUUUCGUCUGGAAAUGCCGACACGAUGGGACAGUCUUCUUCACAGCGACCGUACGACAAGAAGGUUGCGUCACCAACUUCUCCGAAGUUUAGGGAAAUAAAUUGCGGAAAUGCCGAUUCCUUGGAAACCAUAGCAUCAACCCAUUGCAUCCCGCUGGAAGAGCUGUGGAGCAUCAAUACACAAUUAAUUGCAUUUAAAAACAAACUCUUACCUCCAAACACAACCGUGCGUGUGCCAAUUCGAAACGAGGAUCUCAGUACAGCAGUACCAACUCGUGUGAAUGUACACAGAAGAAUAUUUCGGGGAAAACUUUGGCGAGAGCUUUUGCGUAAUGAGGACCCUACUUUCACCUCCAGGUGGAAGGAACUUUUCAUUGAAGAAGUAGUACUGCUGUUUGGGAUUCCGCACCGAUGGGUGUCCGAUGUUCAGUUGGCGAAUGAUACACAGACGACAUUGACUGGUGGAGAUCAAGCGGUGAAGUUUCGAGUGCGUCUUCCUUUAUCACUUGAGGCGAAUGAAGUCAACACGAGGAUACAAAAUCACGAAUUUAUCAGCAUGCUUCUUCUUUACGAAGAAUUACAGAAAAAGAAGGAAGAAGAGGAGAUAAAAGAAGUUUCACAAAGUGACACAAACUCAUUUCUGUCGGUAGCAAGCCGUGACAAUCCUGAAUCCAUGUCUCCACCAGAAUUUGCAAACACUGCUGUCCCAAAUAGCGAUGCAGGGAGUAGUGAUAGCCGCAGUGGAAGUGGGUUUGAUGAUUGUCAUAACUGUCUUAGUAACAAAAUAAAAAAUGACAAACUUUUGCUGGAUGCAUCCUCUGCGAUCAUUCAGAAAGAGACGCUGUCGAGGGAUGCUUUGAUUGUCCAGGAAAAAUAUACCCGCAAACUCGUUAUGAAAAAGUCAACACAAAAUCAACACAUGCCGGGACACGAGCAGCAAGGCGGACAAAAGCAAUUUGAUGUGUCGUUGCCCACUUACCGUAACCACACGGGGCAGCAGGAACCACAGAGUGAGGCGAGUGAUGCAUUGGAGGAAGUUUCUUCUUUUCGUUUUCCCAACACGCAUCUAGCGUGUGUCUUGCCACCGUUGCCUCCGCAGAGCUCUGCAUUCCCAUGCCACGAGCACGUGUCAACAUCAACGGUGGAUGAAGAAAGAACGGAGUUGUCUGCGUCAUCGCCAUCCCCGUCGCCCGUAAGGAAUGACUGUGAGGUCAAUGAUGCGGAUUACAAAGAGAAGAGUAUUUUUGGUAACGGCAGUCUCUUAAUGAAUCCGCACUUGCCUGAGAGCUCAGAACGAGGGUUCGUCUUGGGUCCUCGAAAGGCUUGGGAACCGACCGUGCAGUGGUUCUACACCUCCCAUAAAAAGGUCAUUUCAGGAGAGAGAUGGGAUCUCGUCCUUGAAAAGGAAAGGGACGAGCUGCGCCGCACAUUUAUAGCGGAAGUGGCUGCAUUGUUUGAACUUCCGGAGGAGAAUGUCACGGCAGUGGAGUUUGUACUUGGUAGUCUUCACGUCACCUUUAAUCUCAUGCAUGAUCGUUACUUAAAAGCGGCGGAGAUUGACGCACUUCUUACUGUUUUUGACUUUCCGCAGGUCCGUAUUCUUUACCAUCGUUGCGUUGAAGACGUCAACGCAUUUCCCCCAGUCCCAAGUGAUAAAAUGAGUGGAAGUGGCUAUGAGAGGCAGAAUGUCAAUGCAAAUGAUUUAAGAAUGCAAUUGCCCCCAGAUAACAGUAUCGCAGGCAAAAGCACGAGCUCCUUUCGUAAUGAAUGUGCGGACGAGAAAUUAGUUCGACUAGCAAGUGAGGAAAGUUUGUUUUUUUGUGGACGACAGUUGUUUCCUGUGCGUUUGUCUAUGAAUUCUUUGCAGGAGAACGCAGCCACCCCCGACAAUGAGCCUAUUACAUUUGCUCAUUUGGCGCUUCUACAUGAUAUAUCAACAGAUGCACUUGUGAGGGCGAACCCACACCUUGAAGCGUUUGGUGUCAACGAUCCACUUCCUUCCUCGGCACAUAUUGUAAUUCCGCGCCUUACACUAGAUGAUGAUGCUUGUGGCUUUAAAGAGGGUUACGAGGAACACAAUUCAAAUAGCACAACACCAAUUUUGGUAAACCAAACAACACCAGGUUUGGGCACUGCAAAUGCUGAUGAAAAAAGUUGCUCAAAAUCGUCCAUGAACCUCAAGGAUUCCGCAAUGGAGAUGGAUUCGAAUGGCCAGGCGUUGCGGCAACGAAGCACGCAUUUUCAUUCAGACGGAAAUUUGGAUCCAAUUUCAAGGAAUUGCCCCGUCAACGUCUCUGUCGGGCCAUUAGAAGCCUCGGAUUCACCUGUAGUUUUGCCCGCUGCCUGUGCUAGUUAUCAGAGCUCGGGUACGCUUAUUGGCAUGCGCGAGGAGAGUCCUACGGCGGUUGUCGUUUCAGGAAGUGAUGGAGAAAAGAGGACUGUUGGGUUUGGUUUAGAAAGUACCCCAUUUAAGCAGCCCACUCAGGAAGGCGCGGAUGGGAACGGACACGCGCUAGCCACGGGGUCAGAGCCAAAGGGGGUUCACAAAAAAUUGCACGAUUUUGCGUCAUUACAUCAGGUUGUCAAACAGCAUUUACUUGCACCACCCCAACGCUCCAGGCCUUUUAUGCGUCAUGUUUCAGACCUCCGCGUGAAGCCUUCUUUUUCCACAAUAAGGGAUGCCGCUGUUAGACGUGAUCAGGCGGUAUUACUGAUGUUGCGUUCAACCGAGCAGUUUAUUCUUCUUCGAUUUUUUGCCAGGUGGCAAUACAUUGCACGAAUACGUAAAGGCCAUCGUGAGUCCCUGGCGUUGCGGAGAGUGCCGUUGGAGGGAAGCCCAACGAAGAGUCCGAUUCAGGAGACGGAGUCUUUGAAUUCUCGGUUUUGGGAAAAAACUUUAGGCGAGGCGUUGGCACCACAACAUGUGGUGCCAUCAAAAACAAGGCCGGUGCGUGGUCAAAAUGCAGAGCUUAUCGCGAAAACAAUAGAGGCCAUUGCACGGACUGAGAAAAGAGGUGUUUCAUCGCGAAACGCCAACCAAAAUAUAUCAGUUCAAAAAAAGUCUUUUUUUCCCGCACAGCAACAUAUGCAAGAAGUAAGUUCCGGCACUCAUGCCAUUUCCGUGUCUGCGCCCAUGAAAACAUUUGGAGGUGAUCACAGUUCACAGUCAGGUUACGAAUUCGCUCACACUGGUUCUCGAGAGUCUCCUCGUUCACCCAGUAGUUGCAGCAGUUCCCCGCGUCUUGCUUUUAGUGGUAUGAGCAGCGACCACUCUGGUUAUUCUGCCUCCGCUUUUGUUCAUAGGCCAAAUGUUGUGCCUGAUUUAGGUGUAUCUGAGCGACCUCCCUUAGGGCUUUGUGUUUCCUCCUUAUUGACUGUCACUGAAGUGCAUGGAGAGGCAGAGGCAGCUGGGAUCCAGCGAGGUGAUCAAAUAUGGGAAGUAGGAGGCCAUAGCGUGCGAACGUUGAAAGAUUUUCGAAAAGUCUUAGCAUCUACAGACGGAACACAUAUUUGUGUGGGAAUACGGAAGAAAAGCAGUGGUGCACUUACAAGGAUCCGUCUUCGUCGAGGUUGGAGGGGCCCAAUUGAGAGUGAAGGAAGUCCGUCAACGAACUCAUCACCUUUGGAGCCCAGGAUUAUUUCCAUGCUUGGCAAAUCGAGGAGCGCCUUUUUGGCUUCUGCUAUGAACCGGGCACACAGUGCGUUUGUACCGAAGAGCGUGCAACAGUCGUAUUUGCCCUUGAAUAACACUGAACACGGUUCCUAA
Messenger RNA from Trypanosoma cruzi, 4668 nucleotides. RefSeq lists its product as uncharacterized. The transcript has a single exon. The coding region runs from base 1 to 4668 and encodes 1555 amino acids. Gene Ontology annotation, molecular function: protein binding. Lineage: Eukaryota; Euglenozoa; Kinetoplastea; Trypanosomatida; Trypanosomatidae. The record is from RefSeq and is a predicted model, not a curated record.